This is a messenger RNA of Cordyceps fumosorosea ARSEF 2679, 2397 nucleotides long. RefSeq names its product neutral ceramidase precursor. The transcript has 3 exons. Gene Ontology annotation, molecular function: N-acylsphingosine amidohydrolase activity. Gene Ontology annotation, cellular component: extracellular region. The record is from RefSeq and is a predicted model, not a curated record. Bases 1 to 2397 code for a protein of 798 amino acids. Gene Ontology annotation, biological process: sphingosine biosynthetic process; long-chain fatty acid biosynthetic process; ceramide catabolic process. NCBI's taxonomy places the organism in Eukaryota, Fungi, Ascomycota, Sordariomycetes, Hypocreales, Cordycipitaceae.
AUGGAACUGCCCGCCAGCAAACCCCUGCUCGAAAAGGGCACCCCGGCGGUAAGGCUCGACAGACCAUUGGCGAAGAAGCGCAGGUCGCCAUCUUCGCUAUGCGGCAACUGCACCAUCGUUCUCGUCUUGGCGCUUGCGUGCGUCAUCGCCACCCUCCGCGUGUUUGGCACAUCCACCGACCUGCGUCCGUGGUCGCGCCUUGGGGACUGGGGCGUCUACGAGUCUGAAGAUGCCGACGAGCCUCCCUCCGGCCUACCCGCGCCGCAUGAGACGGACCGCUAUCUAGUCGGCGUUAGCAAGGCCGACAUUACCGGCCCCGUCGUCGAGCUUAACAUGAUGGGCUACGCCGACGCGAAUCAGAUCGGGAGCGGCUUGCGCCAGCGCCUAUACUCGCGCGCCUUUAUCGUCGGCGACCUGGAUAACCCCAAGGACCGCUUCAUCUACCUCGUUCUCGAUACCCAGUCCGGCGACACGGCCGUGCGUUUCGGCAUUCUCAACGGUCUGCAGAAACUUGGCCCAUCAUACGCCAUGUACAACCACGACAACCUGGCAGUCACUGCCACGCAUUCGCAUUCUGGCCCGGGAGCCUGGCUAAAUUACCUACUGCCGCAGAUCACGAGCAAGGGCUUCGACAAGCAGAGCUAUCAGGCCAUUGUGGAUGGCUGCAUACUCUCCAUCCAGCGAGCGCAUGAAACUCUGGCUGCGGGCACGCUCAGUGUCGGCAAAACCAAGAUUUUUGGUGCCAACAUUAACCGCAGUCUAUUUUCCUACCUCGCAAACCCGGAAGAGGAACGCCAACGGUACAACAUCAGUGCCGAAGACGACGGCUCCGUGGAAAAGGACAUUACGGUUCUGAAGUUCCAGAGAGCGGCCGACGGCAAGAAUAUUGGCGUGCUGACCUGGUUCCCCACUCACGGCACCUCGAUGCAGGCCAACAACACGCUGAUCACGGGCGACAACAAGGGGCUAGCGGCGGAUCUAUUCGAGCGAAGGGUCCGCGGUGGAAACGACGAGACGGACGACUUUGUGGCCGGCUUCUCGCAAGCCAAUAUGGGAGACGCAAGCCCAAACGUUCUCGGUGCGUACUGCGAGGACACGGGCGAGCCGUGCGACUUUAAAACGAGUAGUUGCAGUGACGGACGCCCUGGAUCAUGCCGCAGCCGCGGGCCUCUUUUCCUCAAGAACGACUACGGAGCAUCGUCAUGUUUCGAGAUUGCUCGGUUACAGGUAGAGGGCGCGAUGAGCGUGUACAGUGAUCUGAAGAAGACAGAGAGCAAUGUGCGAGGCGUGGGCGUAAAGGCGGUUCAUGAGUUUCACGAUAUGGCGGGAUAUGAGUUCGUGCUACCCAACGGCACCGCGGCUCGAACAUGUCCGGCAGCGUUGGGAUACUCAUUCGGAGGGGGUACAAGUGACGAGCCGGGCCAUUUUGACCUGAUCCAGCACGGCAGUAACAUGACGAACUCGUCUCCGAUUUGGCGGGUGCUGCGAUGGCUGCUCAAGCCGCCGAGCCAGGAACAGAUAGACUGCCAGUAUCCCAAGCCCAUCGUUCUGGAUGUGGGAGAAGUUGGCCGACCAUACGAAUGGACGCCGAAUAUUGUUGACGUGCAGACGUUCCGCGUGGGUCAGCUGUUAAUCAUUGUCAGCCCGGGCGAGGCGACGACGAUGGCCGGGAGGCGGUGGAAGGAAGCGGUGGAGGCACAGAGCAAGGAGCAGAUGAAGGACGACUUGGCCGGUCAGGAGCCGAUUGUCGUGAUUGGGGCUCCGAGCAACAGCUACACGCAUUACAUCACGACGGAGCAAGAGUACAAUAUUCAACGAUACGAAGGCGCUUCUACGUUGUACGGGGCGCAUACAUUAGCGGCGUACGUCAACCGCACGCUGGAGACGCUGCACUACCUUAAGGCGAGCCACCCGACGUCGCGGGCGGGGCGCAAGGUGCGUCGUCUGCCGCCGGACAACAGCGAGCGGGCGAUGAGCUUCAUCCCGGGCGUGGUGUUUGACCGGACGUGGUCAGGAGGGUACGGGAGCGUAAGCCAGGACGUUGACAAGAGCCGGUUCCGACCAGGCGAGACGGUGCGGGCGCGGUUCGUCGGAGCGAACCCGCGAAACAAUCUACGGCUGGAGGGGACGUAUGCGGCGGUUGAGUACCGGGCUCCGGGUACGGACGAGGAGGAGGAGGGCGGGUGGACCAGGGUGCGAGACGAUUCGGACUGGGGACUCGCGUACCGGUGGAAGCGGCUAUCGGGGAUUCGGGGCACAAGCGAGGUGACACUGGAGUGGGAGGUGGAGGAGUGGGCGAGGGAUGGGGAGUACAGACUGCGAUACUUUGGGGAUGCCAAGACGUUUGGGGGAGGUAUUACGGCUUUUGAGGGAAUACCUAAGGCUCUGAGGAGGUGA